AUGUCCGAAGUUCAGAAGACUGUUGAGGAGACCCCCGCGGUUGUCCCUGCCGUCGAGACUGCCGUUGAGACUCCUGCUGAGGCCGUUGAGGCUCCCAAGGAGACCUCUGAGGAGCCCACUGCUACUCCCGCCGUGGAGAGCACCGAGGCUGCUGAGCCUGCCAAGGAGGAGGUGAAGCCCGCUACUGACGGUGUCCUGGGCUACAAGGCCCCUGGUCUGGUCAAGGGCUUCCGCUUUGCCAAGCGCUUCUUCUACUUCAACGAGGAGGCAGUGGAGAGCAAGAACCUUUCCAUCUUCAACCAGAACGAGAAGGCCGCUGUCGCCAACCCCACCGCCGCCUGGGCCACCCAGACCGGCAAGGGUCUGCUUUUCUUCACCAAGCGCGCUGAGGACAAGGCCACCCCCGCUGGCAUUUUGAACCUCGCCGAUGUCUCUGACGUCACCAAGGAGGGUACCAGCGAGUUCCUCUUCAAGAUUGCUGGUCACAAGCACACCUUCCAGGCCUCCAGCGCCGCUGAGCGUGACAGCUGGGUUGUUGCCAUCGAGGCUCAGGCCACUGAGGCCAAGGCCGAGAAGGAGACCAUCACCUCCAGCGAGGGUUACAAGGCUGAGCUCGAGAAGCUGACCAAGCCUGCCGUCGUUGUUGCCGCCAAGAAGCCCGAGGAGAAGAAGGUCGAGGACAAGAAGGAGGAGGCCCCCGUUGUGGCUGCCGAGGCCGCCCAGGAGGAGCCCAAGGAGGAGAAGAAGGAGGAGAAGACCGCCUCCAAGAGCCGUUCCCAGUCCCGCAAGCGCACUAGCAUCUUCGGUUCCCUCCUAGGCAAGAAGGACGCCGAGGAGAAGAAGGCCGAGGAGAAGAAGGCCGAGGAGAAGAAGGAAGAGACUCCCGCUGCUGAGGAGACCAAGGCUGUUGAGGCUACUGCCGAGCCCUCCGUCGAGGCUGCUGCCCCCGCCGUUGCCGAGACCACCGAGACUGCUGCUCCCGCUGAGGAGGCCAAGGCUGUUGAGGCUACUGCCGAGACCCCUGCUGAGACUACCGAAGCCGCCAAGGAGGAGGCCAAGGAUGAGAAGAAGGCCGAGAAGAAGGCCAAGCGUACUUCCAUCUUCGGUAACUUCUUCCAGAAGGUUGCCAGCCCCUCCCAGGAGAAGUCCGAGAAGGAGGCCACUGCUCCCGCUGUUGAGGAGACUCCUGUCGCCAGCACCGCUCCCCAGCUUGAGAACCCCGUUGAGGAGGCCGCUGUCAAGCCCAUCGAACCCGAGGCUGUGACUGCCGCCGCCGAGGCUGUCGAGACCCCCGCUGCUGAGACUCCCGCCGAGGCCGUCUCCACCCCCAAGGAGAAGCGCCGCACUUCGUUCUUCGGCAACCUUGGCAUGAAGAAGGAGAAGAAGGCUGACUCUGACAACGAGGUCACUGAUGGUGAGACCAAGGCCAAGUCCAACAAGCUCGGCGGUCUUUUCCGCAAGCCCAGCAAGGCUGUCAAGCUCGACAAGGAGGAGGUUGCCGCCGCUGAGACCGAGGCCAAGGCUGAUGCCGCCGAGGAGGCCCCUGCCGUCCCCGCCAAGGAGACUGCUACUGAGGAGACCCCUGCUGUCGUUGAGGAGACCCCCAAGGCCGUCGAGACUGCCCAGGACCCCAAGAACGUUAACGUUGCUGUUGCCACCCCCGUUCAGGCUACCGCAUGA
Penicillium griseofulvum is the source of this 1680-nucleotide messenger RNA. RefSeq lists its product as uncharacterized. Lineage: Eukaryota; Fungi; Ascomycota; Eurotiomycetes; Eurotiales; Aspergillaceae. Bases 1 to 1680 code for a protein of 559 amino acids. The transcript is spliced from 3 exons. The record is from RefSeq and is a predicted model, not a curated record.